Messenger RNA from Lethenteron reissneri (Far Eastern brook lamprey), 1532 nucleotides. RefSeq lists its product as uncharacterized. The record is from RefSeq and is a predicted model, not a curated record. Gene Ontology annotation, cellular component: cytoplasm. NCBI's taxonomy places the organism in Eukaryota, Metazoa, Chordata, Hyperoartia, Petromyzontiformes, Petromyzontidae. Gene Ontology annotation, molecular function: glycosyltransferase activity.
CUCUGCUGCUGCUGUUGCGAGCCGAAGGGCGACGCGGAGAGAAGCAGCAGGAAGCUCUCUCGACUCGCAGGCCAGCGACAUCAGACUUUUCGUCCUGAGACGGCGGGCUAGAGAUUUGAUCCAGACGUCUUGUCUCCGUGCACGCCUCGACGAUGAUGAAGCUACGUCCCCCGGUCCUGUUCCUCUCGCUGCUGCCCACCGUCUUCUUGCUGCUGAGCGUCGCGUACAAGUUCCGCAGGACUGGCUCGCUCGUUCGCGACGACCGCCACGUGCUCAGCAACUCGUCCGUCUUGACGCCAAAGCCGGGGUCCGCUUCCGCUAAGAUCGACCGCGUGACGCUGUGCGGGCAACGGGGAGCGCUGCAGAACACGUCCAUCGUGCGCGUGCCUCACGCCAACAUAUUCCUGGUGUCGGCGUACCACGACCGGCGCGAGGGCGGUCGGAGCACGCGCGUCAUCGGCAUCGCCAACCGGUACGAGCCGGACGCGCUCUCGUGCCGCUUCUGCUGCCGGGGCCGCUCGGAGAUCGUGACGGUCACCGCCAGCACCUACAUCCACUCGGAUCACUUCGACUUCCCGUACGGCGCGGCCGACUUCCUGUGCGCGGAGCCGCCGGGCUGCUUGCCGGGACACGUGUCCGUCCGGCGGGCCCGCGCAACACCGGACGAGGAAGAGGCCGAGUGGGUGUUCAUGCCCGUGCGAAAUCGGCUCCGCGCGCCCCGAACCUUCGCGCGGGAAUUCAGCGUCUGCAUCUCGACGCUCUUCGGCAACUACGGCAACGCGCUGCAGUUCGUGCAGGCGAUCGAGAUGUACCGCAUCUUGGGCGCGGGCCGCGUGACCGUGUACAACACGAGCUGCAGCUCCGCGCUGAACAGAGUGCUCCUCUACUACGUCGAGACGGGCCUCGUCGAGGUCGUCCCGUGGCCCAUCGCGGACUACGUGCGAGUGUCCAAAGGGUGGCACUACCCCGAGCACCCGGGCGAGCUGCACUACUACGGCCAGAUAGCGGCGCUCAACGACUGCGUGUAUCGGCACAUGUACAGCACGCGCUACCUGGUCCUCACGGACAUAGACGAAGUGAUCGUCCCGUUGAAGCACGCCGACUGGAAGGACCUCGUACGGCACUUGAACGACAGGUACGGAGCCGAGAUUUACUUGUUCGAAAACCACGUGUUUCCCGACACGGCGUCGGAAGAGUUUGGGUCGAAGUUCCAGGCGUGGGACGCCAUCCCGGGCGUCAACAUCAUGCGCCGCAUCAGACGGGAGCCGAACCAGCCGGAGGUCUUCAACCCGACAAAGAUGAUCGUGAACCCGCGCGCGGUGCUGCAGACUUCGGUGCACAGUGCGCUCAACGCGCUGGGCAUCUCGGAGACGGUGCCCGGAGACACGGCGAUCAUGCACCACUACCGAGCGGCCAAGCGGCCCGACCUGCCGCUCGAGUCGUUGGUCGUGGACCUGACGCUGUGGAGAUACAAUGCCACUCUGAUCAGGAACGUCAACAAGGUCCUCAACCGGGUCUUCUGGAACGUGUAG